This is a messenger RNA of Cyclopterus lumpus (lumpfish), 3725 nucleotides long. It is a transcript of the gene kif23, whose product is annotated as kinesin family member 23. Bases 295 to 3303 code for a protein of 1002 amino acids. Gene Ontology annotation, molecular function: microtubule binding; microtubule motor activity; ATP hydrolysis activity. Gene Ontology annotation, cellular component: nucleus; microtubule; kinesin complex. Gene Ontology annotation, biological process: microtubule-based movement. The transcript has 24 exons. Lineage: Eukaryota; Metazoa; Chordata; Actinopteri; Perciformes; Cyclopteridae. The record is from RefSeq and is a predicted model, not a curated record.
GUUGCUGUUUAUUUUCGUUUGCAUGGCUUCUUAUGCUUUUCUAAUUUGGCGUGCGGUCUUGCUCGUACGGGUUUACCUGAUGACGCGUAACAUACUUUACAUGUCGGUUGUUUCCUCAAAAGGCUCGGAGGUGUAGGCGGAAACACGUGUUCGCUUGUUGUGAAAUCUCAUUGGCUGCUGGCGGUUCGUUUUUGAACAAACGUCCUCUGAUUUGAGGCGGAGGGAAUUUUCAAAAUCGUCGGAACAGGAACGACGAAAAAAAACCACCUCAAGAACAAGAAGCAGCGAGUUACAAUGAUCAGACAGGCGAAGGGUAGAACCCCCCGCAGGCCUCCCAAAAAGCCGUCCAAUACCCAGAAAGACCCUGUGGGGGUGUAUUGUCGUGUACGACCUCUGGGUGUGGAGGACGAGGAAUGCUGUAUCGAGGUUAUCAGCAGCAGCACCAUCCAGCUGCAUGCCCCUGAAGGCUUUAAAACAAACCGCAAUGGAGAGUACAAAGAGACACAGUAUUCCUUUAAAAAGGUAUUUGGAGUGUCAAUAUCUCAGAUGGAGCUGUUUGAGUAUGUGGCCAAACCUCUAGUCGACGACCUCAUCAAUGGAAGAAAUGGUCUUCUCUUCACGUACGGGGUGACAGGAAGUGGAAAAACGUUCACCAUGACUGGCUCUCCAGGCCAGGGUGGACUUCUACCUCGCUCGCUUGACAUGAUCUUCAACAGUAUAGGACCAUACCAGGCCAAAAGAUAUGUUUUUAAGACUGAUGACAAAAAUGGCAUGGAGGUCCAGAAUGAAGUUGAUGCUUUGCUGGAGCGCCAGAAGCGGGAAAACGUGUCUUUUCCUAAAUCAUCCUCCUCCAGACAAAGGCUCGAUCCGGAAAUUGCUGACAUGAUUAAGUCAGAGGAGGCUUACAAAACUGAUGGCGUGGACGAGGACAGCAGCUACAGCGUCUUUGUCUCCUACAUAGAAAUCUACAACAACUACAUCUAUGACCUCCUGGAGGAAAAUCAAGAUGAUGCAAUCAAACCAAAGUGGAAUGGUGGAGGCACACCUGUGCGCCAGAACACUGAGUUCAUAGCACCUCAAUCCAAAACCCUGAGGGAGGAUCAGAAUCACACCAUGUAUGUGUCUGGUUGUGUGGAAGUCGAAGUCAAGUCUGCUGAGGAGGCCUUUCAAGUAUUCUGGCGAGGUCAGAAGAAGAGGAAGGUCGCGAACACCCGCCUGAACCGAGAGUCCAGUCGCUCCCACAGUGUGUUCAUUGUUAAACUGGCUCAGGCUCCUCUUGAUGCAGAUGGCGACAACAUUCUCCAGGAUAGAAACCAGGUGACUGUUAGUCAGCUCUGCCUGGUGGACUUGGCAGGAAGUGAGCGCACCGGGCGAACGGGGGCAGAAGGCACACGUAUACGAGAAGCAGGUAACAUUAAUCAGUCUCUGCUGAAUCUGCGAACGUGCAUUGAGAUACUUCGAGAAAACCAGAUGUGUGGCACAAAUAGGAUGGUCCCCUACAGAGACUCUAAAGUGACCCAUCUGUUCAAGAACUACUUUGACGGAGAGGGAAAAGUCAGAAUGGUUGUCUGUGUCAAUCCCAAAGCUGACGACUACGAGGAGACCUUGCUGGUGAUGCGGUUUGCAGAGAUGACCCAGGAGGUGGAAGUGGCUCGGCCAGUGGACAGGCCCAUCUGUGGCUUCACCCCGGGCCGUCGCCAUAGAAACCAGGCCUUCAAAGAGGAACUGUCUCGCAAGCUGGACGAGCGCGGUGGUCCGAUAGAUAAAGAUGUGCCCUUAGUUAUAAACCACCUGGUGCAAAGCCUCCCUCCUCUACCUUCCUCUGAGCUGACCGACCCCCACGAUGACAUCACCCUCCCCAGGCUGAUCGAAGCUCUGCAGAACAGACACAGGAUCAGGCAGAUGAUGAUUGACGAAUACAACAAUGCAGCCAACAGGAUGAAGUCCAUGCUUCAGGACUUGGACAACAACCAAAUUUCCAAAGACGAUUUAAUUCAUGAACAAAAUGGCAAACUGGUGGAUAAGGACAAAAUCAUCCAGAACAACAAGACAGAGAUCGAACGCUUGGAGAAGAAAAACAGGAUGCAAGAACACAAGAUUGACAUCCUGCAGAAAACGACUAAAAUCUAUGAGGACGACAAGCGCUCUAUGAAGUAUGAACUGGAAACCAGAGAACAGAGGCUGCAGAGGGAGCUGACUGACAAGAAACGCAUGGAGCAGCGCAUGCAUGGCGUGGUCACAGACACCCAGCACAAGUGGGCGAAAGAAUGUGACCGACGCGUUAAUGCGAUGCAGCUGGAGAUGCAAAACAAGCUUUGGGUGAAAGACGAGAAGCUGAAGCAGCUCAAGGCCAUUGUGACGGAGAGCAAGACUCCUGGUCGCCCCGAUCCUCCACCACGUCAGACGCAGCCUCAGCGGCCUUCCAGAGAGGAGCGGCUGCCUGCAAAGAGAUCCGCCUCGCCCUCACCCGUCCCUUCUGCCCACUUUGCUUCCCAGUGCCCCGUUGACCCUCCCAGUGUCAGGCCAGUCAGUGCCACUAGAGUUGAGGAGGUUGAGAUGAACCCGAGGCCCGCCUGCCCCGUCCCCAGCAGCAGUAGCUCUUUGUCUGUGUCUCACUGCGUAUCUGCAUGGGAGCAGCAGGCGGACCAGGACAGCAGGCAGGGUUACCAGUCCCCUAGUACGCCCACGAGAGCCCAGUCCCCAGCCGGCUCCUCAGCCCUCCGGAGCAGGAGGAGAGCUCUGUUUUGGGUUCGAGAGGAGGACGAGGCAAACUCCAAUUCAUUUGAUCUAGACCUAAUUGAGAGGAGCUACCUGACGGCGACGCCGGUGCGGCCGCUGCACCGUCGCUCUCGCUCUGCUGGCGGCGAGAAGUGGGUUGACCACAAGCCUUCGUCCAGCUUGGACUUGGGUACAGUUCUGCAGCCCGUCAUCCCCAAUUCCAUCCAGGUGUCUGCACCGAGUGAGAAGGCCCUGUCGAAGUGUGACAGAUACGUGUUGACGCACCAGGAGAUCGCCUCUGAUGGGGAAAUACAGACCAAACUCAUUAAGGGUGAGGUGAUUAAAACACGAGGAGGAGGACAGGCUGUCCAGUUCACUGACAUCGAGACACUGAGGCAGGAGCUCACCACAGUCCCCAGGCGUAAAAGAAAAUCAUCAGAAGGUGAACCUGCCAUUGGAGAUGGAACAGAUGGUGCUUGGACUGAUGUGGAGACGAGGUGUUCUGUGGCUAUGGAGAUGAGGGCUGGAUCCAACAUGGGUCCUGGCUUUGAGCAUCAUGGGAUCACCAAGCGCAGAAAACCCUAAAAGCAGCUGCCAUCUGCUCCAGUGAUCACUCCCUCUUACCCGGCUGUUGUGCAAUAGUCUCAACUUUUUAUAUUUAAACAUUUUCCACGCUUUUAUAUAUUCAGUGUAUAUACAUGGGUCACCAAAGCUGUUUUGUAAAAAUAUUGUAUACGUUGUAUUUGAACCAAUAGAUAACAAGUAUUCUGUGAUUCUGCUUGCAUAUUUUUUACUUGGCACAUGAGGAGUCAUUUGUGACGCUGCCACAAAUAUUGAUUUUCAUCUGCUCCAUACUUUUUCGCUCUGAAUGGGUAAAUUAUAUCGAGCUUACAGUGAAUAAUCAAGUUAUUUUGAAUUCCCUUCUUUACAAAAUGUGGUUCUGCUGUUGAUAGAAUGAAGCUCUCCUGCAUUCACUGUACACUCAGGAAUAAAAUUCCUUUGAAGCA